ACGUCCCGGGAUGGGCAACAGUCUGAAAGCCAUAGCUGCUUUUGUGCCCUCUGACGAGUGCCAGAAGUACCUUCUGGAAGACAUAGAAGAAAUGCCAGUGGAUAAAACGGUGGAUCUGAGUGGCAGGCAGCUGAGGCGGCUGCCUCCGCACAUUUGCUCUUUUACAGAACUGGUCAAGCUGUAUCUGAGCGACAACAACUUGAACUAUCUGCCUCCUGAGCUGGAGCAGCUGCAAAACCUGCAGAUCCUGGCACUGGACUUCAACAACUUCAAAGCGCUGCCCCUGGUCGUGUGCACACUGAAGCAGCUGUGCAUCCUCUACCUGGGCAACAACAAGCUCUGCAGCCUGCCCCUUGAGCUGAGGCUCCUGCAGAACCUCAAGACCCUCUGGAUCGAGUCCAACUGCCUGCAGUGCCUGCCCGAAGUGGUGUGCGAGCUCAGCCUGCUCAAGACCCUGCACGCCGGCUCCAACGCAUUGCGCACGCUCCCCACCCAGCUGCGGUGCCUGCAGGAGCUGCGCACCAUCUGGCUCUCAGGCAACCUGUUGUCCGAGUUCCCCCCCGUGCUCCUGGACAUGCCUUUUCUGGAGGUGAUCGACGUGGAUCGCAAUUCCAUCCGGUACUUCCCCAGCCUGGCUCACCUCCCUGGCCUGAAGCUGGUGAUCUACGACCACAACCCCUGCAGAAAUGCACCCAAGGUGGCCAAAGGGGUGCGCAGGGUGGGGAGAUGGUCAGAGGAGUCCCCUGAGCCCCGCAAGCGGUCUGGGGCGGUGAUAGAAAUCACACUCGAUGAGAGACCAUCACCACCUCCUCCCACCAAGCCUGAGCCAGAAGCUGAGCCCUGCUGA
This is a messenger RNA of Phalacrocorax carbo (great cormorant), 847 nucleotides long. The record is from RefSeq and is a predicted model, not a curated record. NCBI's taxonomy places the organism in Eukaryota, Metazoa, Chordata, Aves, Suliformes, Phalacrocoracidae.